Molecule: messenger RNA, 11479 nt
Organism: Drosophila bipectinata
Lineage: Eukaryota; Metazoa; Arthropoda; Insecta; Diptera; Drosophilidae
Source: RefSeq, a predicted model, not a curated record
CGCUCAGAUACUCUAUACUACUCGUUCGGAGAGGACGCGUUCCGCGGUUCGUUUCGUUUUUGAUUUGUUUUAAAAACGACAGGGAAGCAGCGCGAACGCGAAUUCGCACUAUUUACCAGAGCAGCGACUAAUAGUGAACGUACGCGGGAACACACCGACUUGCAAUAUUACAACAUUUAUGAUCGUCGAUUUAGAGCGCUGCCAGACGAACGCCACCAGCCGCCGCGAAACAAAACAAGCCUCGACUCGAACAAACAGAAUUGGCUGUGAACCCGCCUCCGCCAUCGCAAACGUCUUCGCCUCCGCGCCGCGUCUCUGCACCGCGAGUGUCCCGGCAGGGAGUUCUGGAGCCCAGAGUGUGCAACUACUUGGAGCCAAGUCCUGGUCUGGACCAGCGGCUCCGUGAAAUAGUGAUUGUGAUUGUACUCGCAGAUUAGCCACCACAGAAUGCAAGUGGCACGCUGAGGCGACAGCUCGGGGUUGUGUGAAAGUGCAGUGAAAGAAAGUGUUGAGAAUCGAAACGAAUUGCAGAAUUGCCGAGAACAGGGCAGCAGACGAGACCGCAUCCGGUGCGCCCCACUCUUCUUCCUACUCCCACGCGGAGUCCUCUGUCGCCUCUUCUGUUUCCGCCUGUCGCUGUCCGGCUGUCUGGCCCGCAAAAGCCGCCAAGAUUAAGUUCUCAAAGCAGCACUCCCACCACGCAUACCGCCACACGGACAACAUCUACGACGGUGGCACAGACACCGACGACGACGAAUGUCCCCUGGAGGCGACUGCCAUGAAUACCUACGAGUAUGAGUCCACACUCGACUGCCGCGACGCAGGCGGCGGCCACGGCCACGGCCACGUCCAGGCCCACGGACAUGGGCACGGCGGCGUCGGCCCGGGCACCCUGCCCAUGAGCGGGCGUCCCUCCGCCGCUUCCGCCAGCAACAGCGUCCACAGCAGCCAAACGCUGCAGCACCAAAACCAACAGAACCUACAGGCCGCCCAGGCAGCCGCCGCUGCUCAGUCCUCGCACUACGACUACGAGUACCAGCACUUGCCGCACCGUCCGCCGGACACGGCCAACAACACGGCGCAGCGGACCCACGGAAGACAAGGCUUCCUCCUGGAAGGAGUCACACCCACGGCCCCACCGGAUGUUCCGCCCCGUAACCCCACAAUGAGUCGCUUGCAAAAUGGCCGCCUAACCGUUACCAAUCCCAAUGACGUCGACUUCGAGCCUUCCUGCUUGGUGCGAACGCCGUCCGGCAACGUUUACAUUCCUAGUGGAAAUUUAAACAUCAACAAGGCCUCACCCAUCGACUUCAAAAGCGGAUCGGCCUGCUCCACGCCCACCAAGGAGACGCUGAAGAGCGGCUACGACCGCGGCACACAGGGCUGCAUGGGGCCCGUGCUGCCCCCGCGCAGCGUCAUGAACGGACUCCCCUCGCACCACUACUCGGCGCCCAUGAACUUCCGCAAGGACCUGGCCGCGCGCUGCUCCUCGCCCUGGGUGAGCGUCGCCGCGAUCUCGGCCCUGUUCCUGGGCGUGCUCAUGCUGAUUCUGCUGACCACCUUCGGAGGCCUACACUGGACCCAGUCGGCGCCCUGCACUGUGCUAGUCGGCAACGAGGCCUCCGAGGUCACGGCCGCCAAGAGCACGAAUACGGACCUCUCCAAACUGCACAACUCUGCGACACGAUCGAAGAACGGACAAGCCAUCGGACCCGUGCCAGGACAAUACGGAUCGGGAGGUGGGCUGGGAUCCUCGACGGCCACGGUCACGGCCGCCACUUCGAACAGCGGCACCGCCCAAGGUCUGCAGUCGACGUCCGCCUCGGCGGAGGCCUCGUCUUCGGCCGCCACCACCUCGUCGCAGUCCUCGCUGACGCCUUCGACGUCGCUGUCCUCGUCCCUGGCGAAUGCCAAUAAUGGAGGAGCUCGAACCUUCCCGGCGCGCAGCUUCCCACCCGAUGGCACCACCUUCGGACAGAUCUCCCUCGGCCAGAAGCUGACCAAGGAGAUCCAACCGUACAGUUAUUGGAACAUGCAAUUCUACCAGUCGGAGCCAGCCUACGUUAAGUUUGACUACACGAUCCCGCGUGGCGCCUCGAUCGGCGUCUACGGCCGCCGCAACGCUUUGCCCACCCACACGCAGUACCACUUCAAGGAAGUGCUCAGCGGAUUCAGCGCCAGCACCCGCACUGCCCGUGCCGCUCAUCUGUCUAUAACGCGGGAGGUGACGCGCUACAUGGAGCCGGGACACUGGUUUAUGUCGCUCUACAACGACGACGGGGACGUGCAAGAACUGACCUUUUACGCGGCCGUGGCCGAGGACAUGACCCAGAACUGUCCCAACGGGUGCUCCGGCAACGGACAGUGCCUGCUGGGCCAUUGCCAGUGCAACCCGGGCUUCGGCGGCGACGACUGCAGUGAAAGCGUUUGCCCGGUGCUGUGCUCCCAGCACGGCGAAUACACCAACGGCGAGUGCAUCUGCAACCCGGGCUGGAAGGGCAAGGAGUGCUCCCUGCGGCACGAUGAGUGUGAGGUCGCCGACUGCAACGGGCACGGCCACUGUGUCAGCGGCAAGUGCCAGUGCAUGCGCGGCUACAAGGGGAAGUUCUGUGAAGAAGUCGACUGCCCGCAUCCGAACUGCUCCGGCCAUGGCUUCUGUGCCGACGGCACCUGCAUCUGCAAGAAGGGCUGGAAGGGACCGGACUGCGCCACAAUGGACCAAGACGCCCUCCAAUGCCUGCCCGACUGCUCCGGCCACGGAACCUUCGACCUGGACACCCAAACAUGCACCUGCGAAGCGAAGUGGAGUGGCGACGACUGCUCCAAGGAGUUGUGUGACCUUGACUGCGGCCAGCACGGCCGCUGCGAAGGAGAUGCCUGCGCCUGCGACCCCGAGUGGGGCGGCGAGUACUGCAACACGCGUCUGUGCGACACCCGCUGCAACGAGCACGGCCAGUGCAAAAACGGAACCUGUCUGUGUGUCACGGGAUGGAAUGGCAAGCACUGCACCAUCGAGGGCUGCCCCAACAGCUGCGCCGGGCACGGCCAGUGCCGCGUGAGCGGUGAAGGUCAGUGGGAGUGCCGCUGCUACGAAGGCUGGGACGGACCGGACUGUGGCAUUGCCCUGGAGCUCAACUGCGGCGACAGCAAGGACAACGACAAGGAUGGUCUCGUUGAUUGCGAGGAUCCCGAGUGCUGUGCCAGCCAUGUCUGCAAGACCUCCCAGCUCUGUGUCUCCGCACCGAAGCCCAUCGACGUUCUGUUGCGAAAGCAGCCUCCUGCCAUCACAGCCUCCUUCUUCGAGCGAAUGAAAUUCCUGAUCGACGAGAGCAGCCUGCAGAACUACGCCAAGCUAGAGACCUUCAACGAGAGCAUUUUUUGGAAUUAUUUCAAUGCAAGCCGAUCGGCGGUCAUUAGAGGCCGCGUGGUCACCUCCCUGGGCAUGGGUUUGGUAGGUGUCCGAGUGUCCACCACCACCCUCCUGGAGGGCUUCACCCUCACCCGCGACGACGGAUGGUUCGACUUGAUGGUCAACGGCGGCGGAGCCGUGACUCUUCAGUUCGGACGCGCCCCCUUCCGACCCCAGUCCCGCAUCGUUCAAGUGCCCUGGAACGAGGUGGUCAUAAUAGACGGCGUAGUGAUGAGCAUGUCCGAGGAAAAGGGCCUGGCCACGACCACGACGCAUACCUGCUUCGCACAUGACUACGACCUGAUGAAGCCCGUUGUAUUGGCCUCGUGGAAGCACGGCUUCCAGGGCGCCUGCCCCGACCGCAGCGCCAUCCUCGCCGAGUCGCAGGUUAUCCAGGAGUCGCUCCAGAUCCCCGGCACUGGGCUCAACCUCGUUUACCACUCGUCGCGAGCCGCGGGCUACUUGUCCACGAUCAAGCUGCAGCUGACGCCAGACACCAUCCCCCCCUCGUUGCACCUUAUUCACCUGCGCAUCACCAUUGAGGGCAUCCUGUUCGAACGCGUUUUCGAGGCGGAUCCGGGAAUCAAGUUCACAUACGCCUGGAACCGGCUCAACAUCUACCGGCAGCGUGUCUACGGGGUUACCACCGCUGUGGUGAAGGUAGGCUACCAGUACACGGAUUGCACAGACAUCGUGUGGGACAUCCAGACCACCAAGUUGAGUGGCCACGACAUGUCCAUCUCGGAGGUGGGAGGCUGGAAUCUAGACAUCCACCACCGCUAUAACUUCCACGAGGGUAUUCUGCAGAAGGGUGACGGCUCGAACAUCUACCUACGCAACAAGCCCCGCAUCAUCCUGACCACCAUGGGCGAUGGCCACCAGCGACCGCUUGAGUGCCCCGACUGCGACGGCAUGGCCACGAAGCAGCGCUUACUGGCCCCAGUGGCUCUGGCCGCCGCUCCCGAUGGCAGCCUCUUUGUGGGCGACUUCAACUACAUUCGGCGCAUCAUGAGCGACGGCAGCAUUCGCACUGUGGUGAAACUGAACGCCACUCGUGUCUCCUACCGCUACCACAUGGCACUCAGUCCUCUCGAUGGCACCCUCUACGUAUCGGACCCCGAGUCCCACCAAAUCAUUCGGGUGCGCGAUACUAAUAACUACUCGCAGCCGGAACUGAACUGGGAGGCGGUGGUAGGUUCAGGAGAGCGGUGCCUGCCCGGCGACGAGGCGCACUGCGGAGACGGUGCGCUGGCCAAGGACGCCAAGCUGGCCUACCCGAAGGGCAUUGCCAUAUCGAGCGACAACAUCCUUUACUUUGCGGACGGAACCAACAUCCGGAUGGUGGACAGGGACGGCAUCGUGAGUACCCUUAUCGGCAACCACAUGCACAAAUCGCACUGGAAGCCCAUCCCCUGUGAGGGCACCCUCAAGCUGGAGGAGAUGCACCUGCGCUGGCCCACUGAACUGGCCGUCUCGCCCAUGGACAACACCCUGCACAUCAUUGACGACCACAUGAUUCUGCGCAUGACUCCCGACGGUCGCGUGCGCGUCAUCUCCGGCCGGCCAUUGCACUGCGCCACAGCCUCUACGGCAUACGACACUGACCUGGCCACGCACGCCACUCUGGUGAUGCCCCAGUCGAUUGCCUUCGGUCCACUGGGUGAGCUAUAUGUGGCAGAAAGUGAUUCGCAGAGAAUCAACCGAGUGCGUGUGAUCGGAACCGACGGGCGAAUCGCUCCUUUUGCCGGCGCCGAGUCGAAGUGCAACUGUCUGGAACGCGGCUGCGACUGCUUCGAGGCGGAGCACUACCUGGCCACCAGCGCGAAGUUCAACACUAUCGCCGCUUUGUCUGUGACUCCCGAUGGCCACGUGCACAUUGCGGAUCAGGCCAACUACCGCAUUCGAUCAGUGAUGUCUAGCAUUCCAGAGGCUAGUCCCUCGCGCGAGUACGAGAUCUACGCCCCCGACAUGCAGGAGAUCUAUAUCUUCAAUCGCUUCGGCCAGCACGUGUCCACGCGCAACAUUCUUACCGGCGAAACGACCUACGUAUUCACUUACAACGUGAACACCUCCAACGGCAAGCUCAGCACCGUAACCGACGCCGCCGGCAACAAGGUCUUCCUGCUCCGCGACUACACCUCCCAGGUGAACUCCAUCGAGAACACCAAGGGUCAGAAGUGUCGCCUGCGAAUGACUCGCAUGAAGAUGCUCCACGAGCUUAGCACCCCUGACAACUACAAUGUCACCUACGAGUACCACGGACCCACGGGGCUGCUGAAGACCAAGCUGGAUUCCACCGGCCGCUCCUAUGUGUACAACUAUGACGAGUUCGGACGUCUCACCUCCGCAGUCACGCCUACCGGCCGCGUGAUUGAGCUGAGCUUCGACCUGAGUGUCAAGGGCGCCCAAGUGAAAGUUUCCGAGAACGCGCAGAAAGAGCAGUCGCUCCUGAUCCAGGGCGCCACAGUAACCGUCCGCAACGGAGCCGCUGAGUCCCGCACUUCCGUCGACAUGGACGGAUCCACUACCAGCAUCACGCCAUGGGGCCACAACGUGCAAAUGGAGGUGGCUCCAUACACGAUUCUGGCGGAGCAGAGCCCGUUGUUGGGCGAGAGCUACCCGGUACCAGCGAAGCAACGCACCGAAAUUGCCGGCGACCUGGCCAACAGAUUCGAGUGGCGCUACUUUGUCCGUCGCCAGCAGCCACUGCAAGCGGGCAAGCAGAACAAGGGUCCACCUCGGCCUGUCACCGAAGUGGGUCGCAAGCUUCGCGUCAACGGGGACAACGUUUUGACCUUGGAGUACGACCGCGAGACCCAGUCGGUGGUGGUGCUGGUUGAUGACAAACAAGAGCUGCUCAACGUGACGUAUGACCGCACAUCGCGUCCGAUCAGCUUCCGGCCGCAGUCGGGCGACUAUGCGGAUGUGGACCUCGAAUACGAUCGCUUUGGACGCCUGGUCAGCUGGAAGUGGGGCGUGUUGCAGGAGGCUUACUCCUUUGACCGCAAUGGUCGCCUCAAUGAGAUCAAGUACGGGGACGGAUCGACGAUGGUGUAUGCCUUCAAAGACAUGUUUGGAUCGUUGCCACUAAAGGUAACUACUCCCAGGCGCUCCGAUUACCUGUUGCAGUACGAUGAUGCUGGAGCACUGCAAAGCCUAACGACCCCUCGAGGCCACAUUCAUGCAUUUUCUCUGCAAACCUCUCUGGGCUUCUUCAAGUACCAGUACUAUUCGCCCAUUAACCGUCAUCCAUUCGAGAUCCUUUACAACGACGAGGGCCAGAUCCUGGCCAAGAUUCACCCACACCAAUCAGGCAAGGUGGCUUUCGUUUACGACGCUUCUGGUCGCCUGGAAACAAUACUCGCGGGACUGUCAAGCACCCACUACACGUACCAGGAUACUACCAGUCUAGUCAAGACCGUGGAAGUUCAGGAGCCUGGCUUUGAGCUACGCCGCGAGUUCAAGUACCACGCCGGCAUCCUGAAGGACGAAAAGCUGCGCUUCGGCUCGAAGAACUCGCUUGCCUCUGCCCACUACAAGUACGCUUAUGACGGAAACGCACGCCUUAGUGGAAUCGAGAUGGCGAUCGACGACAAGGAGCUCCCUACCACACGCUACAAGUACAGCCAGAACCUAGGACAGCUGGAGGUUGUGCAGGAUCUAAAGAUCACGCGCAAUGCGUUCAACAGGACGGUGAUUCAGGACUCGGCGAAACAGUUCUUCGCCAUCGUGGACUACGACCAGCAUGGUCGUGUGAAGAGUGUGCUGAUGAACGUAAAGAACAUUGAUGUAUUCCGUCUGGAGCUGGACUACGACCUGCGCAACCGUAUCAAGUCGCAGAAGACGACCUUCGGUAGGUCGACAGCCUUUGACAAGAUCAACUACAAUGCCGACGGUCAUGUGGUCGAGGUCCUGGGCACCAACAACUGGAAGUACCUUUACGAUGAGAACGGUAAUACAGUGGGCGUUGUCGACCAGGGCGAGAAGUUCAACCUCGGCUACGACAUUGGUGACCGAGUGAUCAAGGUCGGCGACGUGGAGUUCAACAACUACGAUGCCCGGGGCUUCGUGGUGAGGCGCGGCGAACAGAAGUACCGAUACAACAACCGCGGCCAACUCAUCCACGCGUUCGAGAGGGAGCGCUUCCAGAGCUGGUACUACUAUGACGAUCGCAGUCGCCUGGUGGCUUGGCACGACAACCAGGGCAACACAACCCAAUACUACUACGCCAACCCACGCACUCCACACCUAGUCACCCACGCGCACUUCCCGAAACUUGGACGCACAAUGAAGUUCUUCUAUGACGACCGCGACAUGCUAAUUGCGUUGGAGAACGCUGACCAGCGGUACUAUGUUGCCACCGACCAAAACGGUUCUCCGCUUGCCUUUUUCGACCUGAAUGGCGGCAUUGCCAAGGAGCUGAAGCGCACGCCUUUUGGCCGGAUCAUCAAGGACACCAAGCCAGACUUCUUCGUGCCCAUUGACUUCCACGGCGGACUUAUCGAUCCGCACACGAAGCUGAUCUACACGGAGCAGCGCCAAUACGACCCGCACGUGGGUCAGUGGAUGACCCCACAGUGGGAGACGCUGGCCACCGAGAUGUCGAACCCAACGGAUGUGUUUAUCUACCGCUACCACAACAACGACCCAAUCAACCCCAACCAACCACAGAAUUACAUGAUUGACCUGGACGCCUGGCUGCAACUGUUCGGCUACGACCUGGACAACAUGCAGAGCAGACGCUAUACCAAGCUGGCCCAGUACACUCCACAGGCCUCCAUCAAGUCCAACAUGCUGGCCCCCGACUUUGGAGUAAUCUCCGGUCUGGAGUGCAUCGUGGAGAAGACGAGCGAGAAGUUCAGCGAUUUUGACUUUGUGCCCAAGCCGCUGCUCAAGAUGGAGCCAAAGAUGCGCAACCUGUUGCCACGAAUCAGUUAUAGGCGAGGAGUCUUCGGCGAGGGCGUGCUGCUCUCGCGGAUUGGCGGACGAGCGCUGGUCAGUGUAGUCGACGGAUCGAACAGCGUCGUGCAGGAUGUAGUGAGCAGCGUUUUCAACAACUCCUACUUCCUCGACCUGCACUUUAGCAUCCAUGACCAGGACGUGUUCUACUUUGUGAAGGACAACGUACUGAAGCUGCGCGACGACAACGAGGAGCUGCGUCGCCUGGGUGGCAUGUUUAACAUAUCAACACACGAGGUUAGCGACCAUGGUGGCAGUGCUGCCAAGGAACUCCGCCUCCACGGACCCGAUGCCGUGGUCAUCGUCAAGUACGGCGUGGAUCCCGAGCAGGAGCGCCAUAGAAUCCUGAAGCACGCCCACAAGCGCGCCGUCGAGAGAGCCUGGGAGCUCGAGAAGCAACUGGUAGCCGCUGGUUUCCAGGGACGCGGCGACUGGACCGAGGAAGAAAAGGAGGAGCUCGUCCAGCACGGGGAUGUCGAUGGAUGGAUAGGCAUAGACAUCCACAGCAUUCACAAGUACCCCCAGCUGGCCGACGAUCCCGGGAACGUAGCCUUCCAGCGCGACGCCAAACGCAAGCGCCGCAAGACCGGCAGCAGCCACCGCAGUGCCUCCAGCCGCCGGCAGAUGAAGUUCGGCGAGCUGAGUGCGUGAGUGGAGGCAGUUGGAGCGGAGCCGAAGCAGACGGAGUGGGAGGCAGGGGUGCAAGCUUAUCCCCAGCCGGACGAGAGCGAAACGGGGGACGAGGAGGACAGCGAGCAGCCCGACUACCUAAUUUCUGUAGGCCGGAAGGAGCCAAGGGACAGCAGCGAGACUCUGGAGGAGCAGAUUUUGUAAUUAGGUGAAAUGCGCAUCAGCAGCAACCACAACAGCACAACACGGCGACACGCAAACACACAAAAACUGGAAGAGGAGGCAUUCAACACACAAUUAAUAUAAACUUUAACCGUGAAGUUUAGUAUUAGUCAGAAUUCAGCCCUUGAAUAACCGAAGAAACUUCUUAUAUUUACCAAGAACAGGAAUAUGUAUGUUGGUGUUGAGUUAGGCAUGUAGGCAUAUGUGUAGUCCAUGUGUGUAAUUGUACGUCUGUUUUUGUUUUUUUACCGUGGACAACCGGCUCCACUCUCGAGGUGUUGGCCGGGCCGACGGAUUAGUUUUGUAUAGAGUCAGCGAACUAAGCCGAACCCAGCGAUAUUGUCUGUUUGGGGGCAUGGUGGGUGGUCCACGAUGGCCUGUCCAAAUGCCCUUGGCAUAGCGAUGUCGAACGAUGAGUAUUACCAAGCAAAAUACGCAUACGAUAAGUCAGAUGUUAAUCUACAAGUUGAAUAAAUGUAAAAAGACGAGAGUUCUCUGUAGUCGCCCCUAGUCCCUAGUCCUAGACCCAGCCAUGUCCGACCCAGCACCUCUCGGAAGGCAACGGCAAGUACACGUUGCUUCCCCCCGAAACUGCUUUGUGUAUAUAAGAAAACUACUUUACUAUGCUUUAACUAAAAAAUCUGCGGGCGAUUAUCCUUUUAUCGAAGUCCUUCGUCAAAACAGGUGUCCGAACCGAGUGCUCGAAUAAAAAUUACUCCCACUCAUGCAUUAUUUGGAAAGCCAAGAAUCAAAAUGAAUCUUCCGAAGGACCCUUUCAACGCAAUACCAAUACUCUAUCUACCCUUUCCACUCAUUUUACAAUGUUAACCUGAAUAUCUGUUGAAUCUGAAUUUAUUCGAAGGCAAAAUGCAUUAAAAACUUUUUACAAAUUGUGAUAUAUAUAUUUCUAAACAUUUCAUUUGACAACUUGAAGUGUGAUGAACCAAAAUCGAAUCAACUCAAAUCGAAGGGAAAUGAAAAUGGAAAGCAAAUAAUGUACUUUACUCUUUUUUUAGUUAGUCGUAACGAUUAGUUUGUACAACGCAAUAUUUAGGUCGUACCAUUUGCCAUGUUAAUUUGUAAAAUCGAAUACACCUUAAAGUACUCAGAGCUUAAUGGCUUUUAUUUUUUUAUUUUGUUCGACAUCCAACUGCAGGAUCAUGUCCGCGUAUCUCUAUUCCGUUUCUUGUUGCCGACACUUGGGGUCGGCCCCUGUGUUUGCAAUUAUUAUUGAACUAUUUAUAAAGCUAACUAUUGACUAUUGAGAUAUUAACUAGCAUAAAAUUAGAGCGCAAUAUGUAUGUAAGUCUUGCAGAGAACGUAGACACACCCCUAUAACCGUACGAAACGAACCUUGUAUUAUAAACACCCCACUACAGAUAGGCUUAAGGACUAGGCUAAAGACAAAUCCCGUAAAUCAGAAUGGAUUAGCACCUAACUAAUGUGAAAUCGAUUCGGUUCGAUGUCGACAGCAGUGAGGCGAAGGGAUGAACCGAAAUGGUAGUAAUUAGCUAAAGUGUUAGUAAUUUUAUUAAAUAAAAUCAUAAAGGAUACAAUGAAGAUAAUUGAAUAAUAAUGGACAAACUCUUAAACCUACACCUAAGACUACUCACUCGAAUCUGUAUCCGGAUACGUUUAUUUCGAAUUGUAAAGCUAAUGCUGUGUAAAGGUUUGAGAAAUUCAAUUUGUAGGUCGGUACACAGAUUAGGUUUUACAAAGAAUUGUAAAAAAUAGCAAACGUAUAUGAAUGAAUGUAUAUGUACUAAAAUUAAGCAGCAUUAUAUUAACCAAAAAGCAUAAAACAAAGCGAAAUUAUUAAAUUCAGCAAUGGAAGCGGUAGACGAGCGACAAGUGACUGAAACAAGACAUUUUAAAGGCGAGCGGUUGCAAAAACUUAGUCUAACCCAACGCGUUUCUGCUUCAGUCUGGGAAGCCCUCAACUUUUGUUCUUUAACUGUAUCAAAAAAUUCCACAAAGGGCAACGCUUAACUUAAUCAAUUAGUUGCCAUCUUGACUAGGUUAUUACGACUAUGAACGAACAGCUUGUAUUCAAUGUGGGAUUAGUCUUGAAAAUCAGAAAUGGCAAGAGUACGCAUUAAGAAAUACUAGAUCACGAAUUACGAUUCGAUUGCAAAAACAUUGUAUACACACUACAUACCUACAAUUAUGGCAACCCGAUAUGCAUACAUGAUAAUACAUAAAUAUAUAUAACUUAUAAUAUUACGAGUAAAAAGCGAUUUCAAUAAAAAUGGAAACAUA